AUGCAGAAGGGCUUCUCCGCACUGCAUACGGCUGCCUUGUUUGGCCGGCUGGACUGCAUUCAGAUGCUGGUGGAGAAAUUUGGUGUCAGCGUGGACUCGGAAAGCCUGACGGGCUGGAGGCCCGUCCACCUGGUCAUGAACAAGGAGAGCGGGAACCGGGCCCUGGAGUGCCUCAAGUACCUAAUCAGCAAAAGUGCCGAUGUCAACAUAAAGAACCAAAACGGAGUCACACCACUUCACAAGGCAGCCAGUGAAGGCCGUACUAGUUGCGUCAAAAUCCUGAUAGAAGCUGGGGCAGACGUCCAUGCCAAAGAUGCGGAGGGACAAGAGCCCGUUGACCUCUGCAGAAUGUGGGGCCACAGACACUGCUGUAGAUACCUCUCUUCUGCCAUGUGGAAAAUAGACAAAAAAACCUUUGCUCAGGGGAUCUGCAGGCUGAAUCUAAUUAAAAAAGAGUGUCAGGCAAAGGAGGAAGAAUUCUUGAGAAUACAGCAGAUGAAGGUGAAUGUCUUUAACAACAUAAAGUUUUCUGAAUGGCUGGCGAAGAAGCAUUUGCCUCCCCCCUCCGCUAGGAUCCUGAGCUUUCUGGAAAAGAGGCCUCAGUCAGUCAUCCUUCGUAAGCAGUGGGGGAAGCAGGAUAGCAUCAGCAUCUCUACCAGUGGCCCUGAGGAAAUAUACUUGUUGGACGACCUCAAAAAGGACAGGCAUCAGCGGCCUUGGAACAUCAGCUCCAACCCAGCGUCUGUGCCGGUGACCUGCAUCUUCCGCCCUACCACGGUCCGGAUGGGGACUAACCCAGAGCCAUCUGAAGAUCACGACUUCACUUCCUUUCUGUUCCUCGUCAAAAACAGGUGUGGAGAACCCAGGGUCUACAUAAGCAACUUCGGCAAGGUCUCCCCUAUGCCUGACCUGCCCUAUGAAACCAUCCAGAGGAGCCUGUACCCCCACACCCGUCCCACCCGCUUGAAGGUCCCCCAGGGCCUCAAGCCCUGGCACAUCUUUGAUGUGCAGAGAAAGUAUCCCCCAAGCCCAGAGCACAGGUGGACUGACCAGAUGGCCUUGAGCUUGCGCCAGACUCUCGAUCCCACGUUUGUAGCCACGCUGAAAGCCCACCUCGAAACCUACAGCGAUGCUGGGGCACUUUCCCCAAAGCUGGAUUCCUAUUGUGGCAGCAGCCAAGAGUCCUCCAGCCCAAGUCUCAACAGCAGUCACCUAGACUAA
Messenger RNA from Eublepharis macularius, 1221 nucleotides. RefSeq names its product ankyrin repeat domain 53 (gene ANKRD53). The record is from RefSeq and is a predicted model, not a curated record. Gene Ontology annotation, molecular function: protein binding. Gene Ontology annotation, biological process: mitotic metaphase chromosome alignment; positive regulation of microtubule polymerization; regulation of mitotic spindle organization. The transcript has 5 exons. The coding region runs from base 1 to 1221 and encodes 406 amino acids. Gene Ontology annotation, cellular component: spindle pole. NCBI's taxonomy places the organism in Eukaryota, Metazoa, Chordata, Lepidosauria, Squamata, Eublepharidae.